UUUUUUGCUGAAUGUUUUAUCCAAAUUGAUGGUGUAUAAAAUCAUAAGCUCUGCUUGUGAUAGUAAUCCACUUUUCCUUCUUCCUUAGGAAAAAGGUCUCGCCUUUGUGCGAACUCCGAGUUCUUCUGCUUGUUGUCGGCGUGGGAUGUGAUAACGUUCAGUAGAAGAUCGAAGAUGAGCCCUCCUAUAAGUUCCUGGUUUUGAUUCCCUCAUUUUUAUCCUCGCCAUGGAAGCAAUCGAUUGGAUUAUUAGAAGAAGAGCGACGAACGGAUCGAUCGAAGAUGGCGAAGUGAGGAAGUUGCGGCGCGUGAGACUUCCCUUCUGGUCUUAUCCGCCAUGCCGUCCUCCUGGUUCCUGACCUCCCUGAACGAUAAUAAAGUUUGGAUCUUGGGUUGCUUUUUUCUGAUUCGUUGUCCUAGUCCUCUUAUUCUUUGCCUUCCUUUUUCUUUGGAUCCUGUCUUUGUUGCUGCGAUUGAUGAGUUCUGUUCCUGCUGGGGAGUUGGGGCUUUUUAGGGGUUUUCCUAAUGGCCUGGUGUCUGGGUUUCGGCUGGAUUCGUCGUCUUCUUCGUUUGGGAUGGACGGAGAAAGAAGAGAGUUUGUGGUGGCACCUUCCCGAUUGGGGGUGAAGAAGGAUGGUAGAGGGAUCGUGGAUGUGAAGACGGCCAUGGCACUGAAGAGCCACAGCGAGGCGGAGAGGCGGCGGAGGGAGAGGAUAAACGGCCACCUCGCCGUGCUGCGGCGUAUGGUUCCCUGCACAAACAAGUUGGACAAAGCUGCCUUACUUGCACAAGUGAUCAAUCAUGUAAAAAAACUGAAGAAGAAUGCUGCAGAAAAUAGCAAAGGUUACACCAUCCCCUCUGAUGCCGAUGAAGUACGAGUUGAAAUUGAACGCGAUGCAACAAAUACUGGUAUUUUUAUCAUCAAAGCAUCAAUAUGUUGCGAGGACCGACCAGAUAUCAUUGCAGAUCUUAUGCAAACACUCCAAAGUUUACAUCUGAAAAUUAUUAAGGGCGAGAUCUCCACUUUAAAUGGCCGAGUAAAGAAUGUACUUGUGAUGACACCUGAAGGGAAUUCUGGCAUUGUUGACAGGCAUCUUUUUGCGACCUCAGUCCACCAAGGCCUCGAGUCCAUACUUGAUAAAGCAAAUUCGCAAGUAGGUCAUCUGCCAAGAUCCUUGUUUUCUAACAAGAGGCGCAGGAUCCCGCCCUUUGACUCCUCGACUUCCUCUUCUUCAAGGAAUUGAAGCUUAUACUCAACACUUCUUUCAUCCAUGGCUGCAGCUGGUGCUUAUUGAUAUUUCUGUUUUGGAUGAAUGGAUAUUCCCUAUUGUGUGUUUGUUUGAUGUUCUGCUAUUUGUUCAUGAGAAGCAUAUUUGUUUGGUGUAUAUAAAUCAAUUGUGUGUUCAGAAUGAAUCUAUUGUGAUGUGCAGUUGUAAACUUCGUUUUUACUUCAAGCAUUUCAUUGUGGGAAUGGAGAUUAGUUUCAUCUAA
This is a messenger RNA of Zingiber officinale, 1490 nucleotides long. RefSeq names its product transcription factor bHLH30-like. Gene Ontology annotation, molecular function: protein dimerization activity; DNA-binding transcription factor activity. Gene Ontology annotation, biological process: regulation of DNA-templated transcription. Bases 476 to 1243 code for a protein of 255 amino acids. Lineage: Eukaryota; Viridiplantae; Streptophyta; Magnoliopsida; Zingiberales; Zingiberaceae. The record is from RefSeq and is a predicted model, not a curated record. The transcript has 2 exons.